UGCGCGUAAAACGCAGCUAUCAGCGCAAUUACCUGCAACUCUAAACACAACAAAAGUGUUGCAAUGGAAAAGUCAAAGAACUUCAGGAUCGACGCCCUUUUAGCUGAAGAACCACAUCGAGGGAGCCGAGAAGUUUCCCCUGGACUGAGCAGCGACAGCCCGACUGGGAGUCCGGUGUCCUGCAGGCGCGGUGACACCCCGUCCCCCCGCGGGACCCCAGGUGCCAUACACCUCCAACCCGGAAUCAUACCGAAACCAGGGCUGCUCAAUCUCCCUCACCCGGGACUCACUUCUAUCCCAGGCAUGUACACGACGCCCAUGUACCCCAUUUCAGCAUUGGGAGGUCAGCACCCUGCACUAGCGUACACUGGGUUCACCCAGCUGACGCAGCCGUACCCGGAGCAGCUGAAGGCGGCGGCGAUGGCCGGAUCAUUACCGCUGGAGCAUUGGAUACGAGCUGGCAUCAUGGUACCACGACUGCCCGAUUACACCUGUGAGUGGGGUAGCAUUCAGAUGACUGCCCCUCAGUCUGGUUUGAUGGGUAAAUGUCGAAGGCCUCGGACAGCAUUUACUAGUCAACAACUACUGGAGCUGGAAAACCAGUUUAAACUUAAUAAAUACCUUUCCAGACCCAAACGCUUCGAAGUGGCCACAUCUCUAAUGCUGACUGAGACACAGGUGAAGAUCUGGUUCCAGAACCGGCGGAUGAAGUGGAAGCGCAGUCGUAAAGCUAAAGAGCAGGCGGCGCAGGUGGAGGUGGAGCGGCAGCGUGGAGGAACCAAACCCAGCGGACGGGACAGCAGACGCGCUCCAGCAGCUCCCAGUGUGGAGGAACAGGAGGAAGAGGAGGAGGAGGAAGAGGAGAUAGAUGAAGACGAAGAGGACGAAGAGGACGGACAACACAAGUUCAUCAACAACAGCCUCAGCGUGUCCCGAUCCACAGACUUUCUGCACCACACCGCUGCGUUAUAUCAUCCCGACAGCCCCUUCUCGGAGGACGACAUAGAGGAGCUGCAUGGAGGAGAGAGGAAGAUCCGGGCAGGGUUAUGAAGACUUGUUUAAAUUACUAUGGAACUUUGACUCUAUGGUAGCAUUAGGGGUAAAUAUCAGCCAGCCUUUUAGACACUUAUCAGUGAUGGCACUGGACAUUGG
Molecule: messenger RNA, 1152 nt
Organism: Danio rerio (zebrafish)
Lineage: Eukaryota; Metazoa; Chordata; Actinopteri; Cypriniformes; Danionidae
Gene: mnx2b
Product: motor neuron and pancreas homeobox 2b
Biological process (GO): regulation of transcription by RNA polymerase II; spinal cord motor neuron cell fate specification; regulation of DNA-templated transcription
Cellular component (GO): nucleus
Molecular function (GO): DNA-binding transcription factor activity, RNA polymerase II-specific; DNA binding
Source: RefSeq, marked validated